Messenger RNA from Penicillium taxi, 294 nucleotides. RefSeq lists its product as uncharacterized. The coding region runs from base 1 to 294 and encodes 97 amino acids. The record is from RefSeq and is a predicted model, not a curated record. The transcript has a single exon. Lineage: Eukaryota; Fungi; Ascomycota; Eurotiomycetes; Eurotiales; Aspergillaceae.
AUGACUCAGCCCACGCAGACGCGACAGGACACCUCGGAAGACCGGAGCUCCCGUAUCAACAAGUUUCGAGGCGGGAUACAAAGCGCGCAUGUUUUCUUCCAUGCCCAGAUAACGGAGAAUAGUUGCAGUAAAGUCAAGACGCAUUUACAAGGUGCCAGAGGUGGAGAAGAGUACGACGAUCACAACCACACAUAUCUCGAUGACUUCAUCCUGUCUAUUUCUUUUAUGUCCCAGGCAGAGGAGACUAGAUUGGAUAUAUCAGCACAAUGGGUAGGACCAAUCCGUACAUCUUAG